UUAUAACAUAAGCAGUAAACCAGCUGCUUCACUUCUCUCAGGUUCUUCAUAUACCGCAUACAAUGUCUGCAUGCAUUGUUUGUAUUUUGGGUUCUCUGAAUCAAUAUGGAAUAUCCCUUUAAUGGUAAUUCAUUAAAUGUCAGUCGAAAAUAUGUGGGAUUCCAUGUUUAUCGUGGUUGAACAAAAUUACUUAAUUUACUUCAUGAGAUAUGAAAAUAGGCCACAUAGGUUUUUAAUCUAUGAUUGCAUAAAACUCAAUAUCAGAAUUAAAAUAAACCUUCAGCUCCAUGCAACCAGUACAUGUACUGAAAAAUCACAUCAUAAAACACAUACAUGUAUUCGAUACAAAUAAUAGUCUGUUGUUUGUACCUGAGGUUUCCCUUUUUAUGUGGGAAUCCUGCAUCCCUGAGUGUAUUUAUAUGUAGGAACUCAAUCUUAUUUCUUUGUUCAGUCUGUAUGGCUGAACAUGGCAAUGACAUCACAGAAUGGGCGUCAGGACAAACUAUUCUCCCUCUUCCCAGGGUGUAAAAUACGGAUGUCUUUUCUGCCAACAAACUAACCAAAUGAGCAAAAUAAAGUCAUUAGUUUGCAGAUAACAUUCAGAGGUACAGUAUGUUACCUUACUAAAAGGGAAAAACAUGUGCAUGCUGAUUUAAAAUGGCAGGCUAUGGUUGGGUAGGUGUGUGUGUGUGUGUGUUAGAGAGGCAGACGAGCUGCUUUAGAAGAGAAGGAAGAAUAGAUUUUCACUGUUCAAAUUGAGAGUUAGGUGGUGAGCCACAUGUAUCCAAUGAUCAAAAGACUCUGGACAUGUGCCACACAGUGUUGUGAAUUCAUUCUAGUUGCCUUUGACUUACUACUGGAUAUCAAAUGACCUGGAUGAGUGGGUGAGAAUUUUCAUGGAUGUUACAGCACGUGCAAUAAAAUAUUUCGACAUUCAGCAUGGGAAUAUGUUUCAGCCUUCUCAAUGAUUGCUAGUAACGACAGAAAUAUCACGUAGGUUACAGUGGUUGCCACGAUCAUUUCGACUGAGCCAGAGCACACAGAAGAGCGGUUAGUUGAGAUGAUUCGGUUUUAUUCAGUAUCUGCUCUGGGACGUUUUCUUUGUCUUAGAGGCGCUCGAACGAAGACUGAGAUAGGCUACAAAGUCUGAUUUAAAGGUUAAAUUUCAGUGGUCACUGCUGGGAAAAUAUGCAGUUAGUGGAUAGUUGAAAAUUUGAGCAAGCUGUCCCUUUAAGAGGAUGAGAUGACACUGCCCUUCAUCUAUUUUAAGAAAACAUUUUACAUACAUUUUUACUUCAAUAACUAAAAGGGAAUUUCAGAGAAAAACAGGGAAAAUGCCCUUACAGCCAACAGCAUGAUUUAUGCUCAAUGUGUAUUUUCAUGCUGUACAUAUCUAAGAUGUCACGACAGAAAAAAAAUACUGUUUUAAAUAUGGGCCUAAAAUUAUUUAAAGUCAAAAAUUGCAAUGCAUCACAAAAUAAAACAACCUUCUUCAUUUUCCACAAUAACAAAACAGAAAAAUGAGUGUAUUAUCUAUUUAUUCAAACAUCUCAGAAACACAGACAGGAACAACAAUACUGCUGAGGAGCCUAAAAGUGAUUAAAUCACAAACCAUACUCUAGUAUAUUAUACUAAACUUUCACUAGACAUGCAAAUAUUUAAGAUCUAGAGAGAAAGCUACUGUUUUAAAUAAGCACAGUACCACCAAUCUCCAUGAAAAACCCCAUAUAGCAGUGUACCCACAAAUAGUAAUAAAGAUACCUGAUUUGAUUCACAAUGAUUCAGUGAACAAUCCGUCAGACUUAAUGGCCGAACACGCGAAUAAAGACAAAGAGGACAUUUUGCCUGGUUUUUCUGACUCCAUACACCGGUCUCAUGUACCUCAUAUGCUUCUACAAUACGGCAUGGAGUGGCACAAGCCGUGAAAAAUGCCUGUAUAAAAAUGAAAAAAUGAGCACUUGUUUGACCUACAAGGUGAAACUGGCAGUCUAACAUAUGAUCAACGUAGCCUAUAAAGGAUAUUAAAUUGUCCUGUGGGUGUACAAAAUAUCCACACGUGUACCAGCCCCUUUUCAUCAAUCAAUUUACAAAGAACAAUUGUCAAAAAAUAUUUUUGUCGCCGAGCAAAGAGACAGCUGUCCAAAAGAAGGGAGGCCAAUCCUCUGUGUGGAAUAUUCCAGUCUGUCAGCAGCACGCAGCGCUGAAUGGCGCAACCCCCACCAGGGAGGUGUUUUUUUAAACAAAGGCUUAUAAAUAACCCACUGACGGAUACUGGAGCAAAAUUUUCACCUUUGUUACACACAUUUUAUCUCUGACAAUUUUGUCUCCUUUGGCAGUGGGGCGUUAAGAAAAGCAGGGUUGCAGAAUGUGUUUAUAGCCUCGUGACUGUCAGAUGGAGCAAUAUGCACACUAUGCAGCCGGGUGGAUAACAAGAAAAACAGGCCUCUGACACACCGGCCGCAAUUUUAUCUGUGUCCUCAAACUUAACACACCCUCUCACACCGCAAAAAAAAAAGAGUGGCAGAUACCGGCACCAUACAGGCGCAACUAGACCCCGUUUAGCGCGCACGAACAAAGACCCUCCCUCCUCUGUUUUUAACUCCUUUGACGAACAAAAGACAAACUCGCAUCUUGUUAGUUCAUAUUAUCUCAUCUGUAGCACUUAAAAAACGGCUCGAUCUGCCCGUCUUUGUCUCAGGUCGGAGAGCAUGCGCAGUAGCUCACCCCUUCCCCCGCGUGUUAUUUUCACCCAGAUAUAAAAAACAGGGCUUAGCGCAGAGGAUUCCUGAUGACCUUAUAUGGCAGUGUGGGGGUGCAGCAGCACGCUCGAGCUCUCAUGGCAGCGGUCCAGAGCUCUCGGAUUACUGCCGUUUAGCAGGUCGAGCCAGCCCAGCAACCGACCGCCUGAAUACGCCACCUUAUUACAUGUUUCCUCUUUUAAACGCACUGUCGAGCCAUUUUCUUCAUGUUUGAUUCUCGUUUAAAGUUCAGCCAUUCGAGUAAAAUCACGCCAGUGUCGGUCGGUGUAAAGAUUUGCCGUUGAAUCACCGAGAAACGUCCUCGGGAAAAAAAAACCACUUCACUCUCCCCGUGAGUUAGCAAGCCUCACCCAGUUAUGGCGCAGCAACAUUUUACAGCACAGUGCCCUCCUUUGUCUGCAAAGAAGCCAUUUUGAGACAAGAAAACAGCAGAGAAACCAUGAGUGUAGUCUACAUAUCACUUAAAAGGUCUCUGUGGAUGAAGGGAAGCAGUGAAAUAUAGGAGAUUUCUCCCCAUAAGAUUUUUUUUUGCUCGUUUAAGACGUGGAUUACAUGUGUGAAUCCUAAUGUAAGUUUGCCAUAUCAAUCAAAAAAUAAUGGGUUACAGUUACAUUUUUUAAAAAGUCAAUACAGUUUUUCUUAUACUGUUUUAAACACAAUCAUUGCUCGUGUUGUCUGAACUAUGUUAGGCUAUAAAAUACUCAAGCUACAUGUAAACAUAAUAAACUGUCAAAUAACGCGAAAAAGCUCAAAAUCCAUUACCUUUCAUAACAACAUUACCUCGUGGUUUUAUAUGACGUAUCUCAGUUAGAAAUGUCGAAAUAGAAGAGGUUAUACUUGACUGCAAUCCUGUCUUCAAGGAGAGAGAGGAGAUGGUUUGCAUAUUGCCCACACAGAUGAUGCUUGAAGAUGCAUAUUCGCAGGCUGAGAGGCAAUGCCUACCACUGAUCAAAAAGUUUUCAAAAGAGCUCUAUCUUUCGUGCUAAUGGAUUCCUUCCUUUUCAGGAGACGCUUUCCCACCCCUUAUUAAUGCCAUUAUUAGAGGAUCCGAAGAUGGAGCUGAAAACGUUCCUCCUAUCUCUGCGUUUAGGCCUGUUAACUGCAUUUCACCAAAGUGCUGAGGUAAAUAUUUUCACCAAGAGUUUUCCCUCCAUCUGUUUCCUCUUAAGGUUGACAGUCUAAUUAUUGAACCGAUGUACUGUAAGGUAAAAAAAAAAAAAACAAAAAAAAAACAAGGCUACCUGACUGGGCUUCUUAAGAAAUUUAAAUAUGCCCUUGAAGCAAGGUCAAGCCGACGUUUACUCUGUGGAAGCGUUUGGGUUUUAAAUGGCAAAUGGACAGCACGAACCUAAUCGUGCUUGGCGUGGUCUCCACAGUUGUAGGUAUAGGCUGCAACACAAUCCACCAGGAUGUUAAGCGUUGCUGCUGUGAGAGGAAAUUUUUUUAAAGUCAUUAAUCAAAGCAAAUGGGUUAUCAAUCAACAGUCAAAAUUGCAGGCAGCACAAUAAGCUAUUUUACAAAAGGCCAUUAGUUAUCCAUGGCCUGUUUUAUGUCAUUUGAGGAGCAGUGGUAUAUAACCUGGACUGUAGGCUGUAUAUUUGUAAGCAUGCCAGUGAACAUUUUUAAUAAAGUUGGCUAUAACAGAUGUCAAAUGACUGAUACAUAACUUGACAGAAAAUGCUUUUAAUAACAGUAAAUGCAUGCCUCACAUUUUACAGUACUAAAUUACCAAAACUGUUAAUUAUAAAAGAUUUUUUAACUUACUCAUUGUUUCUAUCCUACAAGGCCAUAAGUGCAAUGCCAACAAUCAGCCACCACACUGUCACUUUAACUUUGACUUUUUCUUUUUAAUUCAACAUCUCCAAAACCAUAAGCUGUUUAUUCACAACAUUUGGUUUCUUUUCACUUAAAAAAUAUAUAUACUAUUUAUAUGGGUGUGCCAUGACCUAGUUAAGACAAAGAUGGAUUCCAGGCAGAGGAAAAAAGGCUCAAAAUGUCACAGGGUAUUACAUCCAGUACAUUCUCUUCCUUCUUCUCAAUCCUUUAAAAAGGAGGAAUCAUAGUUUUAUCAUAGUCCGUGAGAGAUGAGGAAAUCAAGUGUAAGAUCCCUUUUGGAACAAAGGAAACCCAUAUAGGCCAUUGAGUCCUGUUUUAGGAAAAUGGCUGCCAAGAGCGCUCGGCCCCCUCUCUCUGCUCUCUGUUGAAGGACUCCUGAGCCGUGCUUCUAAUAGCAGACGGCUCCUCUGCUGCUGCGCUCUGAUUGGCUCGCCGAGCUGCUGCUGUUAACCAGCCAAUUGCCCGAGCACUGCAAAAUACCAGGCAAUGUCAAGCAAAAAUCCAGUUUGUUCGACUACACUUCAUCAAAAAGAAAAAAAAAAAACCCAAAAAACUAAACAUGUGAAAUCCACACCGGUUCAAGAUUGUUUUAAAGUAAAAGCGCCAUAGUUGUUUGGUAUUAAAAUCCUAUUCCCCUGCUCACAUUAGUAGUCAGCAACUAGCUCUUCAGCAGCGGAGCCCCCAUUUGUUUGUUUUCGUUUUCAAAUAUGGCCCAGUACAUUUAAAUUCAUAAACGACCACAGGUCUGUACACAAAACACCUGCGAGUAAAUCAAUUUUAUCAACCUUUAAUAGCAGUUAAGGAGAUUUUACUCCUGUCUACCUUGUGUUUGCCAUUUGGGUAAAUGCAAUCGGCAGAUUCCGCACAAAAAAUGAUUUUGAGGUUUAGCGACACAAAACCUUUACCAGGUCGGUAAUAAUUUCACGUUUGCACAUGGACGUUACUGUUUGGGUCCUUUAAAAAAAAUCUAAGAAUUUAAUGCAGGUCAAUAAUAACAUUAAAAGACCAAAGGAGAGAGGAAUAAGUUCGUAACGAAUGUGCGGCUCGCAUCGGAGGUGGGCAAGCCUAGCGGUGUAUUGUGGGAGAGACAGAAGCUACAGACCAGAGACACACAAUAUGUGUUGGCUCUCGCCGAAAAGGAGGCAGUAUUCUUCAAGCUAAAUCAUGUAAUGUAAGCGGCGAAAGGAAAGCGAUUUCUUCUUUUCAUCAAUUAAAGAAAAAUCACUCGAUCGGACGAAUCAUGUCCAAGCCAGGCGAGAGAAACAGAUUGAACGAAGACCAUGGCAGAAAGCAGAGUUCAAGUUUGGCGAACGGCAUGGACAGUCAUCCCGUCUGCGGCUCCGCGGAGAAGCGGAGUCACCACUGGAGAAGUUACAAGUUGAUCAUCGACCCGGCGCUGAAGAAGGGAUCACACAAACUGUAUCGCUACGAUGGACAGACUUUUAGCAUACCCAACCCCGGGAUACAACCAGUGGACAUCGUCCGAGACCCGAGGAUCGGUCGUCUCUGGACUAAGUACAAAGAGACGGACCUACCGGUGCCGAAAUUUAAGAUCGAUGAGUGUUACAUCGGCCCCGUGCCUCCAAAGGAGGUGACAUUCGCCAGGCUGAACGACAACAUCAGGGAAGGAUUUCUUACCGACAUGUGCAAAAAAUUUGGAGAAAUCGAGGAGGUCGAGAUCUUGUACAAUCCGAAGAACAAGAAGCAUCUCGGAAUUGCCAAAGUUGUUUUUGAGACCGUGAAAGCAGCCAAGGUGGCCGUGCAGACGCUCCAUGACACGUCUGUUAUGGGAAACAUCAUCCACGUGGAGCUGGACCCGAAAGGUGAGAAUCGCCUUAGGUACUUCCAGCUCCUGAUGAAUGGCAGCUACACUCCUCGGACCCUGCCAGUCGGUGGAGAGGAGGCCAGAGAAGUUUCCCCGCGUAGCCUGGCAGAAGCCUUACUGGCCUGCGAGCCUAUCCGCAGGUUGUCGGAGAGCAGCGUGUCUGCUGUUGGAGGAACAUUACCACACAGCAGCUCCACCACACCUCUGUCCCUGGAGACGGGCUACUCCAGCCUAAGGCAGGACACACCUCAGUCCCAGGGAACCCCUCAUACCCCACGCCAGACAGGUACACCCUUCUCGCAAGACUCCAAUUACUCCAGUCGGCAGUCCACACCCGCCUUCCAGUCUAGUCGUCCUGAGAGCUCUGGAGGUUACAAAUGUCGGAGACAUGACAGCAAGUUCCAGGAUGCGUACAACCGCAGGCCAGAGAGGCCUCAGUACCGCAGCAACAUGUACCGAAGUACGACAUCUGAACAAACUCCCUUCAAGCAACACCAAGUCACCCCACCUGAGCCGCCACCCUCCACCCCCUCUUUCACUUACACAGCGCCUCCCCCUGCUACGCCCAACUUCAAGUCCGCCUUCUCACCCUACCAGGCUCCCUUGCCCCCUGCAUUCCCCCCAUCAGAGCCAGCUUUCCAUCACCCAGCCCAAAGGGAGGGUGAGUACCUUCGACCACCGCAGCCGCCUCUGGCAGCUUCCACUGACUUUUUGCCCAUCAAGGAGAGACCAGAAACUCCUCCGAUCCCAGAGCCCCCACCUGAGCCCAUUCCCCAUCCGACCACCCCUCCUCCACAAACGCCAGAGCACUGCCCCUCACCUGGCUCCCCCACGCUGGAUCCAGAGCGAAAUAGCCUGGAUUCUCGCAUUGAGAUGCUCCUCAAGGAGAAAAGGACAAAACUGCUGCCAUUUCUGGAGGAGCGAGACUCUGACACUGAGGUGCGAAUGGAGGGAAGUCCAAUUUCCUCCUCGUCCUCUCAGCUGUCCCCAAUUCCCCCUUACACAAGUGGCUCCCAAGGUGGCCAGCAAAAUUCCCGUCCCUCUAGCACAGGCUUGGAGGACAUCAGUCCGACCCCACUGCCAGACUCUGAAGAUGAAGAGCCAAUUCCUGGAACUGCCUCACUGCUCAAGAGAACCAGCUCUCCUGUCCAGGAGAAGAUGAGCAACAGUGACCUCAAAGAUGGACAUUUCCGAGGCCACUCUCCCACUGAUAAAAUGGACACGGGUCAUCAGUCAUCAGGAGAAGACAUGGAAAUCUCUGACGAUGAGAUGCCAGGUACUCCAAUCACCAGUGGAGACUGUGGCAAGGGCAUUGUUGUAAACUCUGCAGUGUCCCCGAUGCAGACUAUUUCCAUCCCUCCUCCCGGUUUCCCCCCUCUCCCGCACCAGGCCGGCUUCCCCAUCCCACAUCACCACCUGCCCCCUCACUCCGCCGUCCCGGGACAUCCUGCUCACCUGGCCGGUCACCCUGGAGUGCCUCCCCAUAUGCUGCCACACAUGGGCCCCUACCCUCAUAGCAUGAUGCCACUGAUGCAAAUGGAGCUAAUGAACUGCUUGCGGUGGGAACAGUGGAGCACCGUUCCCAUGUCCUUCCAGAUGCAGCAGCAGAUGCUAAGUCGCAUGGCUCAGACUAGAGGGCCCUAUCCUUAUCCACAUUUUAUGGACGGUGGUGCAUCUGGUCCUUUUGGGGGACCAUAUCCACCUCUGUCUAUGGGGGCUACACCUGGUAGCACUGCAGGAGCACCUGGACAACAAUGGCAGCAUCCAGGUAUACCAAAGUUCAACCCUACUGUUCCUCCUCCUGGAUAUGAGACUAAAAAAGAGGAUCCCCACAAGGCCACUGUUGAUGGUGUGCUGCUGGUCAUUGUCAAAGAGCUGAAGGCCAUCAUGAAGAGGGAUCUUAACCGCAAAAUGGUGGAGGUGGUGGCUUUUAGAGCCUUUGAUGAGUGGUGGGAUAAGAAGGAACGCUCAGCAAAGGCGUCUUUGACUCCAGUGAAGGGCUCUGAGGGGAAGGAGGAAGAAAGACCCAAACCCAAAGAGACGAUGGGUUCAAGUCUGCUGGAGAACUGGAACAAGGGCGAGGGACUGGGCUAUGAGGGCAUGGGCCUGGGAAUCGGUUUACGAGGAGCCAUCCGCUUGCCCUCCUUCAAGGUGAAAAGGAAGGACCCGCCUGAGGCUGCUUCAGCAGGGGACAACAAACGAGCCCGACCCUCAACUCCAGUGGAUGAUGAGCUGGAGGAUGAAGACCGGGAUCGAGACCCAGCUGAGCUCCCCUCAGAUGAUUCCAAGAUGGACGCUGACAGUACGUCAGCAAAGCGACGACACUCGCGGCCGCUUGAACUGGACAGCGAAGGGGAGGAGGAGGUGGACACCUCAGGGAAGGAGGAGGAGUCAUUGUCAGACAGAGAGGAGGAGCCUGAUGAAACGGAGGCUCCUGAUAGGCUGUUGUCUGGCAAAGAGAGUGGCAAUGAAGAGGGUGAUGACGAAGACGAGGGAGACUCAUCCAGUGAGAGUGCUUCCUCAGACUCGUCUGAUGAUGAAGCUCAGAGUUCAGCUUCCUCCAAGACCAGCUCAGACUCCUCAGAGGAAAGCUCGGACUCAUCUGAAUACGAGUCAAGCUCGGAUGAGGAUGAUGAGGAAGAAGCAGAGGCAUUGACGGGACAAGAUGUGGACGACGAAGACAAAGUGUCCAGGACCUCGUCAUCCUCUUCAUCUUCUACAACUUCAUCUUCUGAUGAAGAACAGGGGGAGGCAGAGACUGUGGCACAAAGUCCUCCUGCGGGACCAGUCCCAGAGAAUAAGGAGGACCAGAGGAGCAAGGAGGAGCUGAGCAGCAAGCCCAAACGCAGACCUCCUAGCCCGGAGGAGGUAAUGGAGGAUCUGAAGCCACCUUCACCCAAACGGAUCCCAGUAAAAGAGCCGGACAUCAGUGUAGAUGGCAACAUUCCUGUAGUGAAGUCUGAACCUCAGGAGGUCAUAGCGAACCUUCGGCCUCCCACUCCAACAGGUGCCCUGCCUGACAGUGACCAGGAGACAAAAAGCAAAGCAGUAGAAGGCCGUUCCCUCCUACAUCCACCCCCUGGUCCCCUGCCUGACCUCCCUCAGCGGGCAAGGCUCCCCACAGAUGAGGAUAUCCCCCGCACACCGGGCAGGGACCUUAUGGAGCGUGCCCGGAGUCUGGGCAAGUCCCAGAGCACGGACACAGUUCCCAUCACACCCGGUAGUGAUGCCCCCCUGACGGGCAGCAGCCUGUUGCUUAGCUCCCCUCACAUACCUGGUAGCCCCUUUUCCUACCCUGCACAGUCCCCUGUCCUUAGUGCUGGAGUCCCCCGCACUCCAGGAAGAGACUUAACCUUCACCCCUGUCUUCCCUGACCCCACGGCCCCACUGACUCUUAAUAGAAAAAUAUCCUCUGAGAGCCUGGAUGAUAGACCAGUUUUUAAGGAGCCGCCCAUCAGUGCCCUACCUAACCAGAGCUUGUCAGCUGGAGCAGAGCCCAGUGUCCCUGAAGAUCUCCCUGCUGGUCUCACUCUAGAUGUCCCUGUGCCAUCAGAUACUGCCCAGUCAAAGAAGAAACCUGGGCGACCCAAAGGCAAAAAGACCCCAGCUGUCUCCGCGGCUGAAGAGUCUUUGGAGCUGUCGCCUGAGUCCACCCCUCUGUCUCAAGACACACAUCUCGGUGAUCUGUCCAUGCAAAGAAUGUCUGCCAAGUCCCCCGACAACACAAGCCUGGACUUCCGGGAAGGAGAGAUGGAACCUCAGACGGUCUUGCCUGCAGAAGACGGCUUCUUGUCCUACGAAGAAGAGGCACCAGUGACAGUGAAGCCUGCACGGAGGCAGCGGCGAGGCUGGGAGGAGCUGCUCCUGGGCAGCCUGUCCCCCGUAACCUCGCCUCCCCGGCCGUACUUCACCCCACGCACCGAGUUCGAGGAGAUGACCAUCCUGUAUGACAUUUGGAACGAAGGCAUAGAUGAGGAGGAUGUGCGGCUUCUGCAGAUCACUUAUGACAAGAUGCUCCAGCAGGAUAAUGGCAAUGACUGGCUGAAUGACACCCUCUGGGUCAACCAUCCUCCUACCAGCAUCCCUGGAGUUAAGAAAAAGAGAAGAGAUGACGGCAUGAGGGAUCACAUGACCGGCUGUGCGCGAAGUGAGGGAUACUACAAGAUUGAUAAAAAGGACAAGAUCAAGUACCUUCAGAGCACAAGGCUGCAGUCAGAGGAGCCACCAGUGGACACACAGGGUAUGAGUAUUCCUGCACAGGUUCACGCCUCCACCAGAGCUGGCUCGGAGCGCCGGUCGGAGCAGCGGCGUUUACUGUCCUCGUUUGCGUGUGACAGUGACCUGCUGAAGUUCAACCAGCUGAAGUUCCGUAAGAAAAAGAUCAGAUUCUGCAAGUCACACAUCCACGACUGGGGUCUGUUUGCUAUGGAGCCGAUAGCUGCUGAUGAAAUGGUGAUCGAGUACGUGGGGCAGAACAUCAGACAGGUGAUCGCGGACAUGCGAGAGAAGCGCUACGAGGAGGAGGGCAUCGGUAGCAGCUACAUGUUCCGCGUUGACCAUGACACCAUCAUAGAUGCCACGAAGUGUGGCAACUUUGCCCGUUUCAUCAACCACAGUUGCAAUCCUAACUGUUAUGCGAAGGUCAUCACAGUGGAGUCUCAAAAGAAGAUUGUGAUCUACUCCCGACAGCCCAUUAACGUCAACGAGGAGAUCACUUACGACUACAAGUUCCCCAUCGAGGACGAGAAGAUCCCCUGUUUGUGUGGGGCAGAGAACUGCAGGGGAACGCUGAACUAACGUCCACUCGAGGUCAAUCCUGUGAAAGUGCUGUCCUCAACCAUUGUUCAAGUUUUUCCUUACCUGCACAUGUCGGAACCUCGUGGGCGAAGAAGAACUGAAGAGGGAAGCUUUUCUUUUGGGGAAGAAACCUGUGCUUCGUCUGGAUAGAGUUGAGCUACCUGUGCGGCACUCUUCACACAUUUAACUCUAGAUUGUUUACGAUUUAUGGUGCUCUUGAAAAACGCAGAGUUUUUUUUUUUUUUAUAUCUGCCAGUGACACUUGACUUGCUGGUGCAGCAUUUCCUCCCCCUCCUCUCAACGUCGGACAGUAUUCCAGCAUGGUUCCCUCCACGUCCAGUCCUGGUUUGUACAGUUCUACACUUUUCCCCUUUCAUUUGUCUCAUAAGCUUUACACACACCACACGUGGUACAAAAACAAAAAACCCUACACAGACUCACAUGUUCAGCUGCUUACUAACACUGUUGAGACGCACAAGCUCACCAGGAAAACACCUCUCUGUGGGGGACGUCAUGGUCAGCACCUGAGCAGAUGGCAGGCGGCGCUGUUUCCAUCAUCCAGCAGCAGGCGAGGUGGCGGUGGAGCGUCACAUCCCGCCACGAACUGCAAACCCUGCUUUCUCGCUCCUACCUCCUCUGCACCAGUUUUCUUGGAAACAAAUCAAACUGAUUCAAAAAAAAAAAAAAAAAAAGGAAAAAAAAAAUUCAAGCAACAAAAGUGAUUAAAUCCUGCCACAAAAUCUGGAAUAUUUGGAUAUCACACUUGCUUUCACCAGCCUACAAUGGAUCAUGCUGCUUCCUCUUAGUUUAUGCAAAAAGUUAAGGAUGACGUGCAAAAUUUGUAUUAAUGAUAUUCCAGUGUUUUCCAGUUUUGUUUAGGUAGAUCUCCUCUUGCUUGUUUUUUCAAAAGACACUAUAUUUGUGUAUUUGUGUGUGUGAAUGUGUGUCAGGCUUCUUCUGACUGAGAAAGUUUAUCAACAUAUCUUGGUGAUAAGGAAACAUGAGUGCACUGCCCCCUGUAGGCCGCAGCGCAGAAGGCCGACCAAUCAUGCAGAGCAAGAAAAUGAAUCGAUUCCUGACAACAUCCACCGGGCAGCAUUUGAAAAAUCUUCGUUUAACUAAGUUUUUCAUCUCCGGAAGAAAUAAUUAUUUCUCAUUUGAAGUGCCAUAUGAAUGUGUAACAGUCUUUAUUAACCCGAGCAGUCAGGAAACUUCUGUUUUUUUCAGAGUGCUGUCACCUGGAGCUGCAUUCACAUGUGUGAGCAAAAAGAAUUGCUGCCUUUCCCCCCCCCCACUCUGCUCUGUUUGAUGGUGAUGUUUCGGCUUCCUUCGUCUGUGGCUGGGGUGCCUGUCUCAUGUUUGUGUGCUCAUGGACUCCCCUUCAGCUGCAGCAGUUAUUAAUUUACCAGUGUUCAAUGUUUCCUGUGUGACAAAAGUGUUUCUGCGGCCCGGCAGAUCUCCUCACCAUAGUUCAUAAGGGUUGUUCUUUCCUUACAAAGUCAUUAAGAAAAAAAAAAUAUCAUGAAUGCACUCGAGGCUUGCACUUCUGCUUUACACCCUCUCUUUAGCCAAUCAGUUGCCCCAUCAAGACCAAGUCAGUCAUUGCUUUUCUUUCAGUUGGAUUGAUUAUGGAGAUAUUCCUUUGUUUUUUCACUAAUGAUGUUUGUAUUGUAUAUGAUUACUUGUACAGAAGAUCUAAAGCUUUUUUUAUCAUCACAGGGGUAACACUUUUAAGAUGCAUCUCUUCUCUUUUUUUAACAAAAGACUGAAUAUUUAAAAAUAUUUUCAGAGAUCUGUAAAAGGAAUCUGAGGGUUUAAAAAGGUUGUUUAUUUAAAGAAAAAGGUCCACUGUGUACAGGAAAAGUCUCCGCCUCCCUUUUUGAAAGAUUGUUUCUUGUAGAAACGUCUUCAUUUUCUGCCCGUUUGCUUUAUAAUCCUAGAAUAUGUAAAUACUGUAACUGUGAAUAACUAUAUAAAUAUAUAUAUAUUUUUUGUUCCCUGGGAUUUGCUACAUGAACACAGCUCAGAGAUCUAUGUCAGAUACGAGGUUGAGCGAUGAGCUGGUAGCAGGAAAUUCAGCUUGUGUCAAGCUUUGUUUUUUUUAUUUUCUGUUGUAAAUUCUAUGAAAAGUUGUUUGCGGUGUGGAGAAAAAAAAACAAAAGGUGCAGGAUCGGCAUGGGAAGAGGAUUGAAGAUUCAGCCUGUUUCUCAUGUCUAUUUAUUACACGACAAAUGUAUGAAAAAUGGAAAUAAAGCAGUUUUGCAUACAUCCAUAAA
Scatophagus argus is the source of this 13493-nucleotide messenger RNA. It is a transcript of the gene setd1ba, whose product is annotated as SET domain containing 1B, histone lysine methyltransferase a. The record is from RefSeq and is a predicted model, not a curated record. Bases 5836 to 11217 code for a protein of 1793 amino acids. NCBI's taxonomy places the organism in Eukaryota, Metazoa, Chordata, Actinopteri, Scatophagidae. The transcript has 19 exons. Gene Ontology annotation, molecular function: RNA binding; histone H3K4 methyltransferase activity; protein binding. Gene Ontology annotation, cellular component: Set1C/COMPASS complex.